Molecule: messenger RNA, 1206 nt
Organism: Megalops cyprinoides (Indo-Pacific tarpon)
Lineage: Eukaryota; Metazoa; Chordata; Actinopteri; Elopiformes; Megalopidae
Product: 5-hydroxytryptamine receptor 3A-like
Exons: 8
Coding region: 1-1206 (401 amino acids)
Biological process (GO): monoatomic ion transmembrane transport; nervous system process; regulation of membrane potential
Cellular component (GO): synapse; membrane; neuron projection
Molecular function (GO): transmembrane signaling receptor activity; neurotransmitter receptor activity; extracellular ligand-gated monoatomic ion channel activity
Source: RefSeq, a predicted model, not a curated record
AUGAGUCCGCUUUCCGUUCUUGUGAUUGGCUGCCUGAUUUCCACAGAGCACCAUCCGGAUCUGGCCUCCAUGAUCCGUAACAUCACCCAGCACUCAUCCCCGUGGCUGCGGCCGGUCCGGACCGGGGACAGAGCACUCAUGGUGCACACAGACCUACAGCUGCGAGCCGUGCUCGACGUGAGGUGGAGGGAUGAGUUCCUGGCCUGGGACCCCUCUUCCUACGGCGGCCUGACCCACUUCACCCUGCCUCAGUCCUCACUGUGGACUCCUGACACUUUCUUCCAUGAAGCGCGGGAGGAGCUUGUGCUGCUGGACCUGCACUGUGACCUGGCAAUGUUCCUCUUCCCUUUCGACAAGCAGACCUGCAACCUCACCCUGGGCUCCUCCUUGUACACAGUGCAGGACUUGGUGCUGGUGCUCCAGAGGUCUGCAGACUCUGUGCUCAACAGCAGCCAUCACUUCACUCUGCACGGAGAAUGGGAGCUGCUUUCCAUCCAAGCCUGCACCUUCACAGAGCCACAGGGAGAGCAGCUGUACUCCCGCAUUACCUACCAGGUGGAGCUGGGUCGUUACUCCCUGUUCUAUGUGGUGAACCUGAUGGUGCCGAGCGCGCUGGUGAUGGUCAUUGAUCUGGCCGGCUUCGCCAUCCCUGCAGAGUGUUCAGAGCGCAUCCCCUUCAAGAUCACCCUGCUCUUCGGCUACACCGUCUUCCUGAUGCUGGUCAAAGACCUGCUGCCCCCUUUCAGGGACUGCACGCCAAUGCUGGGGCUGUACCUGGUGGUGAGCCUGGGCUUCCUGUGCCUCAGUAUGGGAGAGUCGGUCCUGCUGCUGGCCCUGGGUCAGCCUGACCUCCUGGAGCACUCCACCGUCCUGCAGCGCCUGGCCACCUCCCUCUGCCAGAACGACCAGCAGGGGGAGACAGAGAGUCUGAAGCGCUCUUACAGGCUGGGGCAGAGAGGGGCGGAGCUGAGUGGAGGUCACACGGGCGUGGGGGUGGGCUGUGGGUGUGGCUGCGUGCUGCGGGCCCUGGCGGAGGAGCUGAAGGAGGUGAGCGAGGAGGUGCGCACUCUGACUGAGAGGAGGACACAGCGCAGCGACGCCCUCCGCCUGAUGGAGGCGCUGGACCAGCUGUGUUUCCGCAUCUACACCUCACUCCUCAUCACUUUCCUGAUGUCACUGGUGCUGCUCUGGGCUCUGUAUAGGUGA